GUCCUUUCUUUAGGCUAGCUAUUGCCACUACGCACACACGCACACAGGGCCCAGGUGCAUCUAAUCUAGCUUGACUACGUCCGUAGCAGCCUGGCCCUGUACCUGUCAUAGUAGUAGAGGAAGUAUUACAUCAGUUUUCCAUUCUUUCUUUUACAUUACAGCGGCAACAUUAAAAAAAAACCACAACAAGAUGUCCAAGAACGUCGACCAGGAGGAAUGGGAGGACUACGAUGGUGAGGAGAAGGAAGACGAGGAGGAGGAAGACACCACCAUUAACAACUCCGAUGUCGUGAUGCGCUACAAGAAAGCGGCCACGUGGUGCAAUGAGACACUGCGUGUCCUGAUCGACGCCACGAAGCCAGGCGUGAAGGUGUGCGACCUGUGCCGCCUCGGCGACGACACCAUCACCGCCAAGGUCAAGACGAUGUUCAAGGGGGCUGAGAAGGGCAUCGCCUUCCCUACCUGCAUCUCCGUGAACAGCUGCGUCUGCCACAACAGCCCCGGGGUGGCGGACGAGGCAACUCCACAGGAGAUCCACCUUGGCGAUGUCGUGCACUACGACCUCGGCAUCCACGUUGACGGCUACUGCGCUGUCGUCGCGCACACGAUCCAGGUGACGGAGGACAACGAACUCGGCAAGGAUGAGAAGGCGGCCCGCGUGAUUGCGGCAGCGUACAACAUCCUGAACACGGCGAUACGCAAGAUGCGCCCCGGCGCGACCGUUUACGAGGUGACGGAGGUCAUCGAGAAGGCUGCGGAGCACUACAAGGUGACCCCGGUGGACGGCGUGCUCUCGCACAUGAUGAAGCGCUACAUCAUCGAUGGUUAUCGCUGCAUCCCGCAGCGCAAGGUGGCGGAGCACAUGGUGCACGACUACGACCUCGAGAAGGCGCAGGUGUGGACGGUAGACAUUGUCAUGACCUCCGGUAAAGGCAAGCUGAAGGAGCGCGAUGCGCGUCCGGGCGUGUACAAGGUCGCGCUAGACUCUAAUUACUCCGUGAAGAUGGAGAGCGCCAAGGAGCUGCAGAAGGAGAUCGACUCCAAGUACGCCACCUUCCCCUUUGCCAUCCGCAAUCUGGAAACGAAGAAGGCGCGUCUGGGUCUGAACGAGAUGGCGAAGCACGACGCCGUCAUCCCGUACCCGGUGCUUUUUGAGAAGGACGGUGAGGUGGUCGCGCAUUUCAAGAUCACGCUGCUCAUCAACAACAAGAAGAUUGAGCCGAUCACCGGCCUGAAGGCACAGACGGCCCCGGCGCUGGAGCCGUACACGGACGAGCUGCUCCUCGCAACGAACAAGCUGUCUCUGUCGCUGGAGGAGAAGAAAAAGAAGGCGGCGGAGUAA
Messenger RNA from Leptomonas pyrrhocoris, 1342 nucleotides. RefSeq names its product aminopeptidase putativemetallo-peptidase Clan MG Family M24. The record is from RefSeq and is a predicted model, not a curated record. Lineage: Eukaryota; Euglenozoa; Kinetoplastea; Trypanosomatida; Trypanosomatidae. Bases 191 to 1342 code for a protein of 383 amino acids. The transcript has a single exon.